Molecule: messenger RNA, 680 nt
Organism: Gavialis gangeticus (Gharial)
Lineage: Eukaryota; Metazoa; Chordata; Crocodylia; Gavialidae
Gene: MGP
Product: matrix Gla protein
Exons: 5
Coding region: 145-456 (103 amino acids)
Cellular component (GO): extracellular region
Molecular function (GO): calcium ion binding
Source: RefSeq, a predicted model, not a curated record
UUCCAGCUAAAGCUACCAGACGCUGGGAGAACUCCUCCUCAACAAGAGCUGCAGACUGAAGAAUAACGCCUUUGCCUGCCCAGAGUCUCUGGCUGCCCUCAGUGGAAAGAGUGACAGCAUACAAACAAGACACACGUGCACACAAUGCGGACCAUCAUCACCCUCACGCUCCUGGCUGUCUUGGUGAUGGCAGCUUUCUGUUAUGAGUCCCACGAGAGUAUGGAGUCCCAUGAGUUUAUUAGUCCCUUUGUUACCAGGCAAAGUGCUCAUGACUUUAUGAGACCGGAUCCAAGACAAAAAGCUAUUAUGCGCGAGAGGAUCAGAGAAAGACAUAAGAGCCCCCAGGAACGCCAUAGAGAGAUCUGUGAGGACUACUACCCAUGUGAGCGCUAUGCCUACCAUCAUGGCUAUGCUGCUGCCUACAAACGUUUCUUUGGAAAGAGGACAACCAAAUAAGGGUGACAACUGCCCUAUUCCAGGACCUGGAGCCUGGGUUCUGUACCUAGAAAGAGUGAUAGCCCUGAAAAAUAUUAAGUCACUUGUUAACCGUAUGCUAUCCUGCCUGCUGCUUCACUCUUCUAUAGAGUCUCUGUUAAUUAGUGCAAAGCUGAUGUAGUGGAGGUCAGACAGGAAUCAGGAUGUGGGUGUUUGUUACACAAUAAACUGCUGGUUUGAUACUA